AUGUGUGUACAUCUUUUCUCUCAGGUAGCCAAAGUUGAUAUUCGUGGCACAGGCUCGUCCGAAGGUAUUCUCAUCGAACGUGAAUACACGACGCAAGAAUUGAACGAUUGUGAACAUGUAAUCGAGCAGCUUGCUGAGCAUCCUCGCUCGAAUGGUCGUGUGGGUAUGUACGGCUUGAGUUGGUCGGCAUUCAACUCUCUAAUGAUGGCCACAUUGCGACGGCCACCGGCUCUUCGAGCUGUUUUCGCUGCACAUGGCUCCGAAGAUUUGUACAAAAAUGAUAUUCAUUAUGGCGACGGUAUACUUCAUCAAGACGAGUAUAUACUUUCAGUCGACCAUGAAAAUGCAUUGCCGGCAACUCCCAACUAUGAGAUGAAUGAGCAAUGGAUAAAACAACGAUUUACAGUGAGACCUUGGAUCGAUGUCUAUCUCGAACAUCAACUGGAUGAUUCUUUUUGGAAGGAAAAUUCGAUAAAAUAUGCCUAUGACAAUCUUACUAUACCUGUUUAUCUUCUCGCAGGGCUUUACGAUGCCUAUAAAGAUUUUGCAAUCAAUAUAUAUGAAAAUGCGCGAAAAGUAUCGCCCAAGAUUAAAGUUGUCGUUGGUCCAUUUGUGCAUGCAAUGCCUGAAUACUCUAAUCGCCAUCCAGGCCCUGGUUUCGAUGGCAAGGCGGAGAUGGUUCGAUGGUUCAAUUAUUGGCUCAAGGAUGAUAACGAGAACAGUGACAUUAUAAGUGAACCAGAUAUCACACUGUUCAUUCGCACAAGUCUGACGACGGGCACUUAUCGCUAUGAGUCUCAAUGGCCAAUUACUAGACAGAGAAUACACCGGAUGUUCAUGAGUAAAGGACAAAAGUUGGUUGAACAAGUAGCAACAACGGAAGAAGAACGAGGAAAAAAUAACGAUGUGAACACGCUCGAAUAUCGGCCGUGGAUUGGUUUCGAAGGUGGUGCAUGGUUGGGCGGACUGACAGGUGAUCAACGAUCUUUUGACAAAUAUUGCCUUAUCUAUGAGAGUGAUUUGAUUGAGGAGAAAAUUGAAAUAGCUGGCUUUGUCACAGUAUCUCUUCAGGUAAGUUGA
Messenger RNA from Rotaria sp. Silwood2, 1080 nucleotides. The record is from the annotation of a GenBank genome assembly. Lineage: Eukaryota; Metazoa; Rotifera; Eurotatoria; Philodinida; Philodinidae.